AAAACUAGUGCCAAAUGCACUGUUGUUCCGAGUUGUGCUAACGUAGAAUUUUUGUUAUUGUCGCGAAAAUGUUCUGCGUGUGCCAUUUUUUUAAUUGAAUUUUUAAUUAAAUCACCUUAAAGGUAACGGUUUGCGUGGAACAGCCUGUAUAUCAUUCUUCUCAAAUCGUUGAACAUUUGGAAUUUCCAAAAUAACAAGAUUAACCACAAACUGUCAUUUAUAUUUUGACGGCCAAAAUGACUUAUUACUGAAUGUCAGUUUUUGAGGUCUCCAAAUACAUAGAGUUUGCAACACGUUACACCUCUAAAGCCCACCUCGCCCAUUUAACGAUCAAGAAAUGUAAUCAAGCACUAAUAAAGGGUGGUCGAUGGCAGGGCCGUUACAGUCGGCUGGCAUACGUGCUUGCCGCCUUUAUUCCCCAUCACCUCGCCGACGGCAACGACGCUUCAAAGGACGUCACACACUAUUACCUAUAAUUCCCUAGUCGAUUAUUUCUUAAUUAUAUGUACUUAUUAUUACUAACGAAUUUUUACUACCUCUGCAAUAUUGUAUAAAUAUUUAUAAGAAUUUAAUAUUCACUUUUUACGUACAAUUUAAGAGUAACUUAAUAAUACGUGGCCUUAUUAUAUUUAAAAAAAAAAAGCAAAAAUAAGAGACAAGUGGCCUUAUGUUUACAUUUCAAGUCGUAUCGUAUAGAUAUAUUUUAGAAAAGUACCUGUAAUUAAUUAACAAAACAAAGAAUCCCUAACUCCCAACACUCACCCUAAUCAUGGUUAAAAGUUCGAUCAGAAGUAGCAGAACACGCAGUUUAGGUGUUGUACUCUACUCGCAUACUACAUGAUAGAGAGGACUCCGCGCUUAUUUGUACCAUGUCUCCCUAAACCUCCAUACGAACUUAUGAAAUUACAAACUAGCAAAUGGAGUACGAGCUGGAAGUGUUUGAGGUAUAUGACGAUUGCGAGCAGGGCUCAAAUAAGAAACAAAAGAAGCACACACGCAAAAAGUGCAAACAAAAAAGUACAUUAGCGACUAGCGAUAGUGAUAAUGAUGAAAUUAAUAGAUCUAAAUCUAGUGUAGUUAGUAACGAAUCCCGACGUAGGCCAACAAUUACAUUGCCGCAGUCUCUGCUGAACGUAUUUAGUAAAAUUGUAAUUUGGAAAAAUCAACGUAAAUAUCACACCACAGUUCCUGACAAACCCGACUCUCCACAUACAUCCAAAGACACACGCAGAAGUCAUGUAUCAUUCGAUAAUCAAAGAAGAAUACACGCGAAUGAUAGAGCAUUCAAUGCUCAGUUUCGUUAUGCAAACAAUUACAUUAAGACUUCGAAGUACACCAUAUUAACGUUCCUGCCUCUAAAUCUGUUUGAACAAUUUCAACGUUUGGCAAACUUCUAUUUCCUGUGCCUUCUCGUAUUACAAAUGAUCCCAGCUAUAAGCAGUCUGACACCGGUUACCACAGCUCUACCCUUAAUCGGUGUGUUGGGUCUCACUGCCAUUAAAGACGCCUACGAUGAUUUUCAACGUCACAUGUCCGACUCGCAUGUCAAUAAUCGUAAAUCGCAAGCCGUACGAAACGGCAGGCUUAUACAGGAGAGAUGGUCCGCCGUCCAAGUCGGAGACGUCAUUCGAAUGGAUAACGAUCAAUUCGUCGCCGCAGAUAUCUUGUUACUUACUACUAGCGAACCAAACGGACUGUGUUACAUCGAAACGGCAGAGUUGGACGGUGAAACCAACCUGAAAUGUCGACAGUGUCUGCCGGAAACGGCGGAAAUGGGUCAAGACGACGCACUAAUAAGCGAAUUUGACGGAGAAAUAAUUUGCGAGAUGCCUAAUAAUUUGCUAAAUAAAUUCGAGGGACAAUUAAUGUGGAAGAAUAAACAAUAUCCGCUUGAUAACGAUAAGAUUCUGCUACGAGGGUGUGUUUUACGCAACACGCAUUGGUGCUACGGUGUUGUGGUCUUUGCUGGCAAAGACACAAAAUUGAUGCAAAAUAGCGGCAAGACCAAAUUUAAACGCACUAGUAUAGAUAGACUACUUAAUUUCUUAAUUAUAGGGAUAGUAUUUUUUUUAUUAUCUGUGUGCCUUUUCUGUAUGGUGGCAUGCGGUAUUUGGGAGUCCUUGGUGGGACAAUACUUUCAAACAUUCCUACCAUGGGACACGCUCGUGCCUUCGGAACCUUUAGGUGGCGCCACCAUUACUGCUCUACUUGUGUUCUUUUCAUAUGCCAUUGUGCUAAAUACGGUGGUGCCAAUAUCACUUUACGUGUCUGUUGAAGUUAUACGUUUUGCACAAAGCUUUCUCAUUAAUUGGGACGAACAGAUGCAUUAUGAUAAGAACGGGACAUCCGCUAAGUCUCGCACCACCACACUUAACGAGGAACUGGGUCAAGUCGAGUACAUAUUUUCUGACAAAACCGGAACACUCACCCAAAAUAUAAUGACCUUUAACAAAUGCUCGAUCGCUGGACGAUCGUACGGCGACGUCGUGGAUAAGCAAACCGGCGAAGUUAUCGAAAUCAGCGACCAUUUGGAUUCUUUAGAUUUUUCUUUUAAUCCAAACUACGAACCCGAAUUUAAAUUUUACGACAAGACAUUAUUGGAAGCCGUACAAAAAAACGACGUCGAGUGUCACGACUUUUUUCGUCUUUUGGCCUUAUGCCACACGGUCAUGUCCGAUGAUCGAGACGGACAUCUCGAAUAUCAGGCCCAGUCGCCCGACGAGGCCGCCCUGGUAUCCGCGGCGAGGAAUUUUGGCUUCGUUUUUAAGGAGAGAACGCCGAACAGUAUUACAAUCGAGGCCAUCGGCCAAACGGAAGUGUACGAGCUCCUGUGUAUAUUGGACUUUAAUAACGUACGCAAACGUAUGUCCGUCAUUUUGAGAAGGGACGGGCAUAUACGAUUAUAUUGUAAAGGGGCGGAUAAUGUAAUUUAUGAAAGGUUAAAACCUGGUAAUGAUGAUAUGAAGCAAAGGACUCAAGAACACUUAAAUAAAUUUGCCGGUGAAGGACUAAGAACUUUAUGUUGUGCCUAUCGUGACGUUGACGAAACCUUUUUCAACAAAUGGAAGCAAAAGCAUCAGGAGGCUGCGUUAUCGCUAGACUCUCGUGAUGAACUGUUAGAUGCCAUUUACGAAGAAAUCGAAAAGGACAUGCUACUAGUAGGCGUUACGGCGAUUGAGGAUAAACUUCAAGAUGGCGUACCUCAGGCCAUAGCUAAUUUAAUGCUCGCGGGUAUGAAAAUUUGGGUCCUCACCGGUGAUAAACAAGAAACUGCCAUUAACAUUGGAUACUCCUGUCAACUGUUGACCGACGAAAUGGUCGAUCUGUUCAUAGUUGACGCGUCUACAUUUGACGAAGUCCAGCAACAGCUACUAAAGUUUCGAGAUAACAUAAAAAUCGUGAAUACAUUUCAUCCCCGGCCGGACACCAACCAGCUAGGUUCCAACGGUGUGGUAGAUAUCUCGGAUCACUCCCUUGGGACGUCAACGCCUCCUCAACCUUCUAAUGUUCCCGCAGUAAGCGUCGUCACAUUCAGGUGGGAUGAUGCUGACACCUUAGAAAAGCAUCAGAAACAGAGAGCAAGUACUAGUUUAAUGUACAACAGUGGAUCUUUCGAAGGAGUGUCCGAUGAUAAUUGCGCAGGUUUCGCUAUAGUUAUAAAUGGGCAUUCUUUGGUGCACUGUUUGCAUCCCCAAAUGGAAAAGCUAUUUCUAGAUGUUGUGUUGCAAUGCAAAUCGGUUAUAUGUUGCCGAGCGACCCCUUUACAAAAAGCACUUGUCGUUGAGCUUAUUAAAAAUAACAGGCAUGCAGUUACGCUUGCGAUUGGAGAUGGCGCUAACGACGUUUCCAUGAUUAAAGCUGCACAUAUCGGUGUCGGAAUAUCUGGUGAAGAAGGAAUGCAAGCUGUACUGGCAUCCGAUUAUUCAAUUGCGCAGUUUCGUUUUUUGGAAAGACUGCUAUUGGUUCACGGCCGAUGGUCAUACUAUAGAAUGUGUAAUUUUUUACGGUAUUUUUUUAACAAGAACUUCGGAUUUACCUUAUGCCACCUGUGGUACGCAUUUUUUUGUGGCUUUAGUGCGCAAACCGUUUUUGAUCCCAUGUAUAUUUCCGUAUACAACCUUUUUUAUACAUCUUUACCAGUGUUAGCCGUUGGAAUUUUUGACCAAGAUGUUAAUGACAAAAAUUCAAUACUCUAUCCCCAACUGUAUAAACCAGGACACUACAAUUUAUUUUUUAACAAGAAGGAGUUUUUUCGAAGUGCAUUACAAGGCUGUUAUAUUUCUUUAGUAUUAUUUUUUAUACCGUUUGGAACGUAUUACGAUGCAUUAAGUCCAAACGGUCUUGUACUUUCAGAUUAUAUGCUACUGUGUAGUGCAGUAGCUACGAUACUUGUGAUUGUUAAUACGGCGCAGAUUGCUUUGGAUACAUCUUAUUGGACAGUAUUUAAUCACAUAACAACGUGGGGUUCACUAGCAUUUUAUUUUAUAAUGGACUAUUUUUAUAAUUACAUAAUGGGCGGUAUAUACGUCGGGUCAUUAACAAAAGCUAUAACAGAAGCGACAUUCUGGUUCACGACUGUCCUUACCGUCACAAUAUCAAUAGUGCCUGUAUUGGCCUGGCGUUUUUACUUCACCGACAUAUUUCCGACUUUAUCCGAUCGCGUACGUCUGAAACAGCGUAUGGCGCAGAUGAGGUCGAGACAUAGUCAGGACGUUUUACGUACACCGUCGGCGAGAAGAGCGAGGCGAUCUAUUCGAUCCGGCUAUGCGUUCGCGCAUCAGGAGGGAUUCGGUCGUCUCAUCACUUCUGGUAAAAUCAUGAAGAAACUACCGACGCCCGAUUUUACAUUUCAAUUACCCGGCAUUGGGAAAUUCAACAUAAACUCCAAUGGUAAUCAGGUUAGUAAGAACGCUGCCCCCCCUACCACCCCAUCCCAAGAUAGUAAUAGCAGUGCCAGAGCUCCAAUACAAGAUUUGGAUACCAUAAACUUAUAAAUUAAGCAAGAGUACUUCAAGCUUUUAUUACUUUUCAUUAUUUAAUUAAAAAAUCAUUGUUAGACAUUUCGCACAUCCCUUUUUCGGUUUCAUUGGAAGAAGUACCAUUCUGUUGUUGAUAUUUUUUUAGUUGUGCUACCUAAUAAGUAUUGCUAAUGUGAUUAUUAUUAUUAUUAUUCACGAUAGGUAUUUGUACAGUAUAAUGUUGUUUUAUUCAUUAGUCUCUUGUAUUUCAAUGUUAAGCUUUUGCUAGUCAAGAAGAAACGUUUAAUGUUGAAAGUUUCUUUAUUACAAAGUUUAUAAACUAUACAGAUAUUUUAUGCUUUUGUUUUUAUAGUAAAUAAAUUUAUUUUUUGUGUA
Molecule: messenger RNA, 5354 nt
Organism: Photinus pyralis (common eastern firefly)
Lineage: Eukaryota; Metazoa; Arthropoda; Insecta; Coleoptera; Lampyridae
Gene: ATP8B
Product: probable phospholipid-transporting ATPase IM
Exons: 18
Coding region: 918-4994 (1358 amino acids)
Biological process (GO): Golgi organization; phospholipid translocation
Cellular component (GO): plasma membrane
Molecular function (GO): ATP binding; ATPase-coupled intramembrane lipid carrier activity; magnesium ion binding
Source: RefSeq, a predicted model, not a curated record